This is a messenger RNA of Pseudozyma flocculosa PF-1, 540 nucleotides long. RefSeq lists its product as uncharacterized. The coding region runs from base 1 to 540 and encodes 179 amino acids. Gene Ontology annotation, biological process: quinolinate metabolic process; 'de novo' NAD+ biosynthetic process from L-tryptophan. The transcript has 2 exons. Gene Ontology annotation, cellular component: cytoplasm. NCBI's taxonomy places the organism in Eukaryota, Fungi, Basidiomycota, Ustilaginomycetes, Ustilaginales, Ustilaginaceae. The record is from RefSeq and is a predicted model, not a curated record. Gene Ontology annotation, molecular function: iron ion binding; 3-hydroxyanthranilate 3,4-dioxygenase activity.
AUGCCGAUGCCACCGCCGCUCAACUUCCCAAAGUGGCUCGCGGACAACGCGCACUUGCUGCAACCGCCCGUGGGCAACUUUUGCCUCUUCCGCUCCCAAGACUACACCGUCAUGGCCGUCGGCGGGCCCAAUGCGCGCUCCGACUACCACUUCCAGCCCACCGAGGAGUUCUUCUACCAGUACAAAGGCGCAAUGCUCCUCAAGGUCAUCAACACCGAUGGAGAGUUUGAGGACAUCCACAUCGGCGAGGGCGACAUGUUUAUGCUCCCCGCUUUUACGCCACACUCGCCCGUGCGCUUUGAGAAUACUGUCGGACUCGUCGUAGAGAGGACGAGGCCCGAUGGUAGCCCAGACGCGAUGCGGUGGUACUGCCCCAACAAGGUCCACGACAAACCCACCCUCAUCAAAGAGGUCAAAUUCCAGUGCACCGACCUCGGCACACAGCUCAAGCCCAUCAUCGACGGGUGGAAGGCCGACGCAGAGGGGCGCAGGUGCAAAGAGUGCGGUCAGAUCGCCGGCGAACAGGUCCUCCCUGCCUAG